UGGUUUUUUCGUUCAUAGACAAUAUCCAUUGGUUUUUUUUUUUUUACAGGAUGAAUCGGAGGAUGAGCUGAUGAAGGAUGAGUUGGACGAUGCGGAGCAGUUGAAUUUCGAUUUCGAGGCAUAUCCAAUUGUUCCCAGUGACAAAGAGAGCCUUAUUAAUCUGUUAACGCAGAUUUUCCUACGAGCUGGCGUGGAUGUUGAAGGAAUGGCCGAUGUCCUGGUGGAGCAAGCACCAUUCGGAUGCGUCUAUCGGCCAGCUGAAGAAUUUUUGGAUGACGACAAUGAUGAAGUGGUGUAUGGUGUGCUGUCCAUGUUGGAGCUCGCAUCGCAUAAGGUUCUUUGCUGUUACAUCAGAAAAUUUCAAUUACUGUAG
Messenger RNA from Gongylonema pulchrum, 373 nucleotides. The record is from the annotation of a GenBank genome assembly. NCBI's taxonomy places the organism in Eukaryota, Metazoa, Nematoda, Chromadorea, Rhabditida, Gongylonematidae.